UGCAAGAAGAAGAUAGCAAGAAAGAAGAGUGUUGUAAGAAGUUCUGAGUUGUGUGAAUGUUUGCGGCUACUGUCGACCACGGUGUUUACAGAUCGGACGCCUAAAGGCAUUGCCUAAUAAAAAUCAUCAACACAAAGACCGAACCGGCCCCUCCGGGAAAGCGACAAGGCUAGUCCAAGACAAAUUGUCAACGACGGGCAAGUGAACGAUACACACAUGAGUUUUUAUAAGCUCCCCUUCCCCUUGUAGCUUAUUGUAUGAGGAGCCGAUGAAAUACGCGAAAAGUAAAUAUUUGUGCGCGUUGAAAAAAUUCAUUGAAAAAACUUGUGGGGUGUGGAAAAAUCACAGCUGAUUGCUGAGAGGCCUUUGAAGUAGCCAGCAAAUAAAGUGAAAUGAAAUAUUGCGCAAGUGGCAACGCUUGAUGCGUUUUGAUUGAAGCAAAAAUACAUCGGCUUAUUGAUAAAUGUUAUUUAAUUAAGAAAUACACAACAAUUGUAUAACUCAAACGAACGUCAAAGUGUCAAAAAAAUAAUAAACAAGAAGCAGCAGCCCCACAACCAGCAACCAGUACCAGCAACAACAACAAACAACAACAACAACAGAUGCAAAGCGGCUACUCAAGCUAAUUGAUUUUUGUUGCUGUUUUGCACGAAUACCAAUGCAAUGAGCCGUUCAAAAGCUGUCCGUGUAUAUAAUGCGACAAAAACAACAAUAACGACGAGAGCAACAACAACAACAACUAUUAGCAACGCAUUUGACUUGCAAGAAAAUACGAAAAAACAGCAACAACAAGGGCAAGUGCCGCUCACUAACUGCGUGCGUUUCGUGCGCGUUUUUUGUCGUUAGCGCGCGCGCGCGUUUUUUAAUUAAUUUUAAGUGUCGUUUUGCUUCUACGUUUUUUUUUUUUGGUUUAACCUUCCUCUUUGUCGUUGCCGUCGCUGCUGUUGUUGUAAUUGCGCGCCCUUUUUUCGGUGCUUUUGGGCUGACUAGCCGGAAAUCAGCAAUUUAAUUUACAAUACAACUCGGCCCCGGGCCAAGGAGCUGUUCGGCAUAAGACAUAAAAAGGAAGCGAGGCAGCGAGGAAAACGCAUCAAAAUGUUCGCAGGCAUAAGAAAACGCCUGGCACGCAAUAAAAAUGAGAAGGAUUGCGACGAUGACGACAAGGAUGAUGUCCAUGACAUUAUGCCGCCGGCCAAUUACAUACAAAUAUCGCAGGGCAAGAUACAGUUGGUGCAUCAGACGCGCUCGCUGGAGCAGGACACCGGCAGCAGUGGUGGGACUUUGAGUCUGGAGCGCAGCGAUAAGGAUGUUUUGGAAAAGCGCUUGAUCGAAGUUGAAGGCGCGCUGCUGCGUUUGCAGGAGCAGUUCCAUAAAAGCCAAUGCGGGUCACCAACGUUCGAGAAGGAAUUGCGCGAACAAAUUGAAAACAUGAAUCGCAUUAUGAAAUCCAAAGAACGCAAACAACUGCAGACAUGUCGGGAUCACAAGGCACUACAGCUCUCACUUUUGCAGACACGCUUCGCCCGGCAGGAGAGCCUUCUGCAUUCCAUGCGGCAGGAGAACCGAGCAUUGCUGACGCGCAUUCGUCAAUACGAGCAUUGCCUGGACGAUGUCAUGCGCAAGGUCGUGGAUGCCAUUGUCGCCGAGGAUAAUCUGCGGGAGGAGGUGACCAUGCUAAAGAGUCGCGUGCGCGAUCUGGAGGCCCAAAACGCCGCAUUGUCCGCCAGCCCAGUAAAAGGACGUGACGAAGGCUACUGCACCAUGAGCAGUGGACAGCCGCAGCCUUCAAAUGGACAUCUCGAAGAUUUGCCCGAGGAGCCUGAGCAGUGGCUACUACCGGCGGAACCGUGCUCGACGGAAAUGGAGGACUGGAGCAUGUCGCAGGAGGAGCUGGCUGUGAUAACCUUCGACGACGAGCGCGAACAACAACACCAACAACAACAACUGCUCCAGCGGGAACAGCGCAAGCGGGAACGGGACUGGCUCUGGCACUCCAACGACUUCAUCAAUUCGACAACCGUUGAGACUGACUCCGUGGCCGAUGGCAUAGCUCAGUUAUUGCAGCAAAAGAUUGUUUACUCCGAGGACGAGGAGGUAGCCUGCACCGACUUCACUAACGACUUUUAUAAACUGGUGAAUAUUCGCACGAAUUCAUCGCGCAGUCUCUAUUCCUACCUGGAGGGCGAAACCGACGACGAAGACGAUGAAGACGAGGGUGAUGACGAAGAUCAGGACUCCAGCAUGUCGGAGAGCCAAGUCCGGCUGGGCUCGUGCAACUCGACGGCGUUUGCCGCCGGAAACAAAACGCCUAGUCCCACGCCCAGUGAGGCGGGCCGUGCGCAACUAACCAGCUGCUCUUCCAGUGAAACGGACGAACUUUCCGGCUCACAUCCGCCGUUGCAUGAGCACGAACAUGGGGAGGAGGAAGAGCAUGACUAUGCAGUCAUAGACGAAUGUCGUCGCCGGGUCAGCGAUAUAGAAAUCGAAGAUGUGCCCCUGAUAAAUACCAACAACAGCAGCGGCAGCGGGAGCAGCAGUAGCAGCCCCCACAGCAACGAUGCCACGCCCCCACAGCCGAUCAACGAACAGCAGUGCAUAGCGCAGAUCAUCAAGAGCGAGCUGCGGCGACCGCCCCAUGUGCUGGUCAAGUCCAAGUCAGUGCUGGAGGAGCAGGAGCCCAGCUGCAUCCUGCGUCAGAAUCAGCGACGCGAGCUCGAGUCGAGUGUGGUGCGCAGCGGCAGUAUCAGCAGCGCCAUAGCGGCACAAAUGGGCAAGGAACAGCCACCGGUCCCGCCACCAGCAGUGGUGUCCAAACUGAAGGAGCGCAUACUACAGCGACAGACACAACCGGUCAACUCCUGGCGCCGAAGCAACGGCUGGAAACGAGUAACCUCACCGGUGCAGACGGCGCAGGUAUCGCAGACGGCCGGGGCCUCAUCGCUUGCUUCGCCAAAGAAGGACACAAAAUCAACUGAGUUGCCAAAGAGUUGUCCGUCGGUAAAGGCACCGCCGACCCGCAUUCCUACGUGCAUCAGUGCCCUGCAGGCAUCCCAGCAGAGACUGCAACUGCAACAGCCGCCGCAUCAACAGCAACAACGCAAAUCCAAAAUUCCACCGCCAGUUCCCGUGCGUCGUUCCUAUGCAAGUUAAGGCAAUUAGUUAUUUGACAGCAGCACUGCAAAAUCUCAAAAAGAAACUUGUUCGAAAAUACGAAAAUAUUAAUUAAACGUUAUGUUAUUAGUAGGCGUAUGCACAUACAUACAUACAUACAUACAUAUAUAUUUAAAGAUUUAAAAAGACUAAAUUGUGAUAUAUACUGAAGAGCCGAAAACGAAGAGCAAAGAAAUUGUGUAACUGUACUAAAUAUUUAUACACGUAACGAAAACGCAGAGUUAUAAGAAACAUUUGUAACGAUAUUUGCAAAAGCUGCCUCUACACAAUAAUAAUAAUAUAAAAUAAUUAUAAAAAUAAUAAUUAUAAAGUGCACACUUAGGCUCGCCGCGCUCUACCAAAUUUUGUAGAGCAUCGGUGGAAGCAUCGCAAUGGGUGAGACUUGUUCCAGAAAAUGCAUUUUCAAAUCCAUACAGUUCGGCGUUAUAACCUCUUUUUUCAAACGUAUUCACAUACAAUAGCCAAACAACAUAAAAAAUGUCUAAUUAGAGAACAACUUCACACUAUUAGCUAUUGAAAAUUAAAGAUAACAGAGUAGUCUUCCGCACAAAUGGAGUGUAAUCUAUGUUUGUAGAGAACAAUAGUUAAUUGAUAGAAAACACAUUAUUUAACGUUAAACAGACAAACAAACUUGAAAAAAUACUAAAAAGGGUUAGGCAUUCGCAUAUUUCAUAGAUGAGAAUAUAUUUAGACGUGUGUAACUAUAAAUAGCAACUCAUACACACAAAACAUAAAUUAUGGUUUCUAACAUUAACAAUAAAUUGUAAAUAUACAAGGAGAAAUGAAAUCCAUUAAACAAAAACUUGGAACAUGAUUAUGACGAACCUCUUCAUCUACAGUAGUUAGCUCUUUAAGCAGUUACGAUGUGAAUCUUAAGACAACUGACAUGCUAUCAUUAUAAAGGCACACACCAAA
Scaptodrosophila lebanonensis is the source of this 4086-nucleotide messenger RNA. Its product is annotated as ubiquitin carboxyl-terminal hydrolase 36. Bases 1096 to 3150 code for a protein of 684 amino acids. The transcript is spliced from 9 exons. The record is from RefSeq and is a predicted model, not a curated record. NCBI's taxonomy places the organism in Eukaryota, Metazoa, Arthropoda, Insecta, Diptera, Drosophilidae.